This is a messenger RNA of Notolabrus celidotus (New Zealand spotty), 2941 nucleotides long. RefSeq lists its product as uncharacterized. Lineage: Eukaryota; Metazoa; Chordata; Actinopteri; Labriformes; Labridae. Bases 219 to 1082 code for a protein of 287 amino acids. The transcript has 2 exons. The record is from RefSeq and is a predicted model, not a curated record.
CCUCUCCCUGUCAGUAAGUGAAAGUGAAAGUUUGAGGGAGUUGUUUUUCAGAGCUGAGACAAACACACCACGACGUCGAGCAGCAGCUCUUCUUUCUCCCUUUAACACAGAAAAACAACUCCACAGAGUCAGGAAGGAGGGAACAGGUUUCAUUUAAAGGAAGAGCAGACUCCCUCCAGUCCUGUCAGCACCAUGGCCGGACACCCAGCUGUGUCUGGAUGCCCUGUCGGCUCUCUCCGGCUGCACCAUGGAGCAGACAGACGGGGCCUCCCAGCUCAGCCCGCAGGACUUUGUUCAACGUUGUGGCCUUAAAGGAGUUCUACAAGCAGGAGGGGUUUAAGGAGCUGGAGUACCCCAGUUUAGGGACUUUAUCCUUGCAGGACCCGGAUGAGGACCUGUACAGCUCCCCCAUGACCGCUGACCGAGGCCGCCUCCACUGCCGGACCACACAGAGCCUCAGGACCAAGGUCAAGAUCAACCCUGAGGACUUCUUCCACCCACAGUUCAACUACGACUUCACCAACAUCAGGGACGGCGACGUGGAGUUCAUGCGGGGUAACGAGCGUACUUCCGACCCUGCGGCUGGAACCGCAUCGCCCUGCGGGUCACUCAGAAGUACGACAACGGGGACGCCUGGCUCGGCACGGGGCAGGACGCCUGGCCCGUCUCGUACCACGGAUACAACAUGGACGGCUCCCUCGCAUCAUCUGGACCGCAGGGGGAACCCUCCGAGGACCCCCAGUUCCUGGAUGCAGCCGCCGCCUCUAGAUAGUCACCGGGCCCUUAAGGGCAGAGGGGUGUACUCCACGCCGGACAUCAACUGGCAGCGAAGGUACUGCAAGAGGUUUCAAUGUCCAAAGUGGACGGGAAGACGUACAAAUUGGUCCUCCAGAACCGCAUCAACCCGGGGGAAGGGGGAGAAGUGGUCAGAGAGACGACAUCUGGUUGGUCUACGUCCCCGAAUGCAACAACGACGUCCAGAGAGAGCCAUCGUGCAGGAGUCGAUCCGGGCCGUACGGGCUGCUGCUGAAGAAGGUGGUGAGCGAACCAACAAACCUCCUUCAGGGCUGUCAGGGGGAUAAAGUCCCCCUGGACUGGACUAGAUUAACAACAUGUAACGUACUAAAUUGGAUUCAGCACUCUGAGCUGUUAAAUUGAAUGAAAGUCUGUAAAAGCUGAGUGUCAGAGUGGGAUGAGGUGUUUCUAAAAGAGUCCAUGUCCACAUAGUGUUUAGUAUUUUCAGCCUCUUUGUCUUAAAUCUUAAAACUUUCUGAAAAGUGCUGAAAAACAACCUGUAACUAUUUUUCACACGAGUUGAUAAUCCCAUUUACGGUGCAGAAGUUCCAGGAACUUUUAGCUCCUGGAACUUCUCUUCCAGGAACUAAAAGGUUCCUGGUCCCCCAUUGUUCUCUGCGUUUUGACCGUGGGCUGAAGUCCCCGGGUAGAUUGUGUAAAUCAGGCCAGUGACGUAUGGAGGGUAAAAAAGUAAAUGUACUACACCACCAGACUAGUAGAGGGCAGUAACACAAAGAGGAAUGCCAUUCAUCACAGAGACACCAUAGAAGCAGACGGACAGGCAGGUAUCAUUCUGAGCAACACAACAGUUAGCCUGUUAGCAUGAAGAGACUCAGCUGGUCUGUUUUAGAUGGUGCUAUAUUUCAUCACAGAUGGAUUCACUGAAUCAACACGUGAGAGGAGAUAAGCGCGAGUAGCAAAGACGUUUCAACACGGCUUUAAAAUCCUUUUGAACUCAAAAAGCCGUGAUCGCAGAGAUCGGCCGGUUGUUUUAGUUUAAACGGCGACCUUGUUAACUGGAGACUCUCAGCCGGAUGCAUCCCUCAUAAAUGUCUUUAGACCAUCAUCAAAUAUCUGAUGAGGAUAUUUUGAAGUCUUAAUAAAAACUAAACUAGUUUGCAUUCCCAGGAACUCCCUCUGUGUUUCAACAGCUGUGUAAACUCCACAAACACUGACACGUUCAGCUGAAGGUCUCCAGUUUACAGGGUCACUUUUAAAACUGGAACACCGGGAGCUGACAGAGACGCAUUCACACUCGGGCUCAGAGAAGACAGAUGUUUCAGGAGUUAUUAAACCAAGUGAAUCACAGGUGUGUGUGAUGUUAUUGUAAACACUGCGGUUAAUCUACCAAUCAGAAAUGUUCAGCAUCGCAGGCCCCGCCCCCAAAGUCCCCCAAAAGUAUUUCUUUUUGAGACAGAAAAAAAACACGAGCUGCCUAUCUCUUUAAAUCCACCUUCACAUUCUCCUGAGUCAUCGUUGGACUUUGAGUUCAGCUGCUUCAUGUUUUUACGACCUCUGUGGGAACAUUAUCAAACUUCAGUGAGGUCCUGAUUUACACCUGAAACAUAGAAAGACGAUGACAUCCCUCGAGUGUGGUUGUGGUUUCUUUUGUGAACACUGAACAAAUCUUGUGGUUGUGGAGAAAGGUGACAGCAUGUUGGGUUUGAAUCUAAGAAAAGAGUGUGGCUUAGAAAGCAAGACAGAGUUAUGCACUUUAGGAGUUCUCUGCUGCCACCUAGUGGUGAAUAAACAGGACAGUGUUUGCCAUGAAUUAAUCCUCUUUCUGUGAUAUCUGAGAGAUUUUUAAGUUUGUUUUUUGUCCUAAUUGCACAUAUCUGCCAAAUAAAUCUGCCUUUACUGUUCUAGCUAACGAACACAUGAGGGUUAAUGUGUUGAAAGAAUCAAACUGAGCUGAAGUGAUGUUGUGAUGUAUGAGGGCACCUGUCUGAUGUUUGUCAGAGCAUCAUUUUUAAGAGUUUAUUCAAGUUUCUGUUUUGUUGUAGUCCAUAUAGCCAAUAGGACUACAAUUCCCAGUAUAGUAUAAUGGAUCUACACUGGAGUUGAAAAAUACAUGUGUACUUCUUGGUUUUCUUGUAUUGAUGGAGGUUUAUGAUAGAUGAUGUGUUUAAUAAAUGUUCUGCUCAGA